Molecule: messenger RNA, 1023 nt
Organism: Eubalaena glacialis (North Atlantic right whale)
Lineage: Eukaryota; Metazoa; Chordata; Mammalia; Artiodactyla; Balaenidae
Gene: PLCXD2
Product: phosphatidylinositol specific phospholipase C X domain containing 2
Exons: 4
Coding region: 1-1023 (340 amino acids)
Biological process (GO): lipid metabolic process
Molecular function (GO): phosphoric diester hydrolase activity
Source: RefSeq, a predicted model, not a curated record
AUGCUAGCAGUUAGGAAGGUAAGGAGGAAACUCAGGAUGGGGACCAUCUGCUCCCCCAAUCCCAGCGGGACAAAGACUUUGGAGGUCUGCAAUGCUGACUGGAUGGCCUCGCUCCCUCCUCUCCUUCACAACGUCCCCCUUUCCAAUCUGGCAAUCCCAGGCUCCCAUGAUUCAUUCAGUUACUGGGUAGACGAAAAGUCCCCAGUGGGGCCUGACCAAACCCCAGCUAUCAAACGCCUCGCCAGGAUCUCCUUGGUAAAGAAGCUCAUGAAGAAAUGGUCUGUGACUCAGAACCUGACAUUCCGAGAACAGCUGGACGCUGGGAUCCGCUACUUCGACCUGCGUGUGUCUUCCAAGCCAGGGGAUGCCGACCAGGAAAUCUACUUCAUUCACGGGCUUUUUGGCAUCAGGGUCUGGGAUGGGCUGAUGGAGAUUGACUCGUUCCUCACACAGCACCCCCAAGAGAUUGUCUUCCUGGAUUUCAACCACUUCUAUGCCAUGGACGAGGCCCAUCACAAACGCCUGAUUCUCCGGAUCCAGGAGGCCUUUGGGAGCAAGCUGUGCUCAGCCUGCAGUGUGGAGAGUAUGACGCUGCAGACGCUGUGGGAGAAGAAGUGCCAGGUUCUCAUCUUCUAUCACUGUCCCUUCUACAAGCAGUACCCCUUCCUAUGGCCUGGAAAGAAGAUCCCAGCGCCCUGGGCAAAUACCACAAGUGUGCACAAGCUCAUACUCUUCCUGGAGACCACGCUGAGUGAGCGCUCUCCCCACGGAUCCUUCCACGUGUCGCAAGCGAUCCUCACGCCCAGAGUGAAGACCAUCGCCCGGGGCCUGGUUGGCGGCCUCAAGAACACGCUGGUCCAUAGGAAUCUUCCUGCCAUCCUGGAUUGGGUGAAGACUCAGAAGCCUGGAGCCCUGGGUGUCAACAUCAUCACGUCUGACUUCGUGGACCUGGUGGACUUUGCCACGGCUGUCAUUGAAUUGAAUGACCUCCUACAGGAGGAUAGAGCUUUGGCUAAAUGCUGA